Molecule: messenger RNA, 628 nt
Organism: Eufriesea mexicana
Lineage: Eukaryota; Metazoa; Arthropoda; Insecta; Hymenoptera; Apidae
Gene: mRpS18B
Product: mitochondrial ribosomal protein S18B
Exons: 5
Coding region: 1-555 (184 amino acids)
Biological process (GO): mitochondrial translation
Cellular component (GO): mitochondrion; ribosome
Molecular function (GO): structural constituent of ribosome
Source: RefSeq, a predicted model, not a curated record
AUGUCACUGAUAUUAAAUAAAUUGCAAUUAACUGUAUUUUUCCGACCCAUUUUAAAUAUAAAAGUUAUACCAGUGAAAUUUAUACAUCACACAUCUGCUAAAUAUGAGAUAAAAGAAGAUACUAGCCAUGAUCCUACACCUCUUUUAAACGAUGAGAGUAUUUCUGUAGAAACUAGUAUGAAAUACUUAAAAAGUAGUGCUUAUAAAAUAUGUUAUGGAGAGGAUCCAGUUUGGAAAUAUUAUAAACGAAAUUUUAAAGGUCAAUUUCCUUCACGGAAAACACGAAAAACUUGCAUUAGAGGUAAUAAAAUUGAUACUGGCAGUCCAUGUCCAAUAUGCAGGGAUAAAUAUUUAAUUCUUGAUUAUCGUAAUAUUGACUUGUUAAAACAAUUUAUUUCUGAGCAUAAUGGAGAAAUUUUAAGUUAUAAUUAUACCAAUCUUUGCCAAAAGGCACAUAAAAAUUUACUUGUUGCUAUAACGAAAGCAAAAGAAUAUGGUUUAAUUACAUACAGUGUGCCCUUCAGAUAUUAUGAUUAUUCAGAGUGGAAAAGUUAAGACAUUCAUUUUUAACUUAUAUUUAAAAAUUUACAUUUAAAAAAUAAAUCAUAUAAAAUGGAUGAAAAAAAUA